This is a messenger RNA of Amphibalanus amphitrite, 3642 nucleotides long. Its product is annotated as ubiquitin-associated protein 2-like. The transcript has 12 exons. Lineage: Eukaryota; Metazoa; Arthropoda; Thecostraca; Balanomorpha; Balanidae. The coding region runs from base 110 to 3082 and encodes 990 amino acids. The record is from RefSeq and is a predicted model, not a curated record. Gene Ontology annotation, molecular function: protein binding. Gene Ontology annotation, cellular component: nucleus; cytoplasm.
GGACCCGCAUUGUAUUCGCGGGUUUUGAUUUAUGUACAUACUGUACAUAGGAGGGCGUGUUUUGUUGUCUGUCGGCCGUGGGCUCAGCGUGUGACACAGUGGGUGGACCAUGAGUUCUGGGCGCAGCGCGGGACGCAGCCGCGCCGGCAGGGCCGAGCGGGCCGCCGGCAAGGCAGACACAGCGGCGCCGGCCGGCGGCGGCGGCGGCGGCGGCGGCGGCGGCUCGCAGAGUCAGCCGGAGAAGCCGGCCACCAAACCUCACACCCACCACAGCAAACUGAAAGAAGAUAAGGUAUAUGAAGACAAAAUCAGUCAGGUUGUACAGCUCACAGGCAAAACCAAAGACGAGGCAGAGAUCGCGCUGUACGACUGUGAUUAUGACCCCACCCGGGCCAUCAACAUGCUGCUAGAAGGUGACGACCAGGGUGAAUGGGUGGAGAAGACGAAGAAGAAGAAGCCUCCGAAGCCGACGCCGCCGGAGUCGCGCUCCGCGGAGAACCACCGGCCGCAGGAGGACGAGCGGGCAGAGCGGGACCGGUCGCGGGCCGGCCGCGGCGGCCAGCCCCCGAGACUGCGGCGCGGCGGCGGCCAGGACCGCAGCUGGAAGGCGAGGGAGACACGGGAAAACGAGAAGAACGCGGCCGGCGGCGGCGGCGACGGCGAGCGGCCGCGGUGGGGUCGGGGCGGCGCGCGAGGCGGCCGCGGCGGCCGGCGCGGACUCGGGGCGCGCAGCUUCCAGGGCCGGCCGCGCGGCGACGACUUCGCCUCGAUCGACACGUGGACGAACCCGGGCGGCGACGCCGGCGGCAGCUGGGACCAGACGUUCCCGCCGGCCGACGACUGGGACAACGAGGAGUGGGCCGGCUCACUGUCCGACACCAAGGUGUUCACGCCCAGCGCGCCCGCGCAGCCGGCCGCCGCGCCGGCGCCCGACGCCUCGCCGCCGGCCGCGCUGGCCGAGCCGCCGGCCGCCUCCACCCUGGGGCCCAGUCUGGACUUGAGCGCGCUGCUCGGCAAACCGGCCGCCGGCAGCGGCACCAACGGCGCCGGCGCGUACUCGCAGUUCGGCUCGGCGCCGCCAGAGGGGGACACGGCGGCGGCCAGCUCUGCGCCGAGCGCGUCCGCGGGCGGCACGUACAGCUACAGCAGCGCCACGUCGCGGUCCGCGCCGGCGCCUGCCGCGCCCGCCUACCCGUCCGGCUACACCAACCCGCCAGGUCUGAUCUACUCGUCGUCCAACUACGUGUCGGAGAGCUACCAGAGCCCGCUCAAGUCGUCGGCCCCGGCGGCGGCGGCGUCCUCCGCGCCGGCUGCGACGACCGUUAGCCAGGCCCCGUCAAUACCUCAGCCUAGAACCAGGGUACAAAGGCCACCGCCAAAGAUACCCGAGUCUGCCGUGGAGAUGCCCGAAGAGCUGGUAUCCUCGCUGGAGGUGAAGUUCGGAGGGCUGGGCUUUGGGCUGGCCGACACCAAGUCCUCGUUUACGGCCGCCUCCGAGAGCGACGCGGACGGCUUCUCGUCCAGCGGCGCGCCGCCGGCGGCCGAGCAGCAGACGAUGGCGCCGCUCUCUGCGCCCAGCCAGCCGGCAAAGAGCCCGCUGGAGGCGCCGGCCGGCUACUCGGCGCCCAGCAGCGCGGCGGCGGCCGACCCGGCGGCCUCGUCGGCCUCAUUCCCGCCGGCGCCGGGCCUCUACUCCUCGCCGUCCAAGGCGGCGGCGUCCAGCGGCGCGCCGGCCGGCUUCCCGCCGGCGCCCAGCGUCAGCGGCGCCUCGUUCGCGCAGCUGUCGGCCGGCUACAGCGGCCAGGUGACGGCGCCCGGCUUCAGCCCGCCGGCGGCCUCCACGGCGGCCCCCUCGGCCUUCAGCCAGGCGGCCGCCUCCAGCGCCUUCCCCAGCAGCAGCUUCGCCAGCAGCAGCUACAGCGGCGCCGGCGCCUUCAACGGCGGCGCGUACUCGGUGCCCGGCUCGGCGGCGCUCACCGGGAACUCGCUCCAGGAGAAACUGACCAACGCGCUGGCGGGCGCGGCCAAAGCCAGUCAGUACGACCCGUCCAGCCCGGCCAGCUCGCUGUCGGACGGCGUGUCCACGGCCGCCUCGUCUCUGCCGGCCGGGUUGAGCAGCAGUGCCACCAGCGCGGGCCCCAGCUCAGCGCAGAACGCCUCCGGGCGGACACACGCCGCGUCCACGCGGUCGGGCAGCGUGCCUAGCGUGCCGCCGGGCGUGCCGAUGCAGUACUUUGUCGGCCAGACGGGUAUGCCCACCUUCUACCCGGGUGUGCAGCAGAUCUACGGCUACGAGGAGAUGCAGGCGCUCCAGCAGCGGCUCCCGCACCUGCAGCAGCAGCAGCAGGCGGCGGCGGCGGCUGCGGCGCAGCAGGCGGGCGGCAGCCAGGGCCGCGGCGACGCGGCCGCCGCGCUGGUCGCCGCCAUGGCCGACACCAAGUACAGCCGCCAGGAGGCCGCCUCGCCCGUCCAGUCGUCCCUGAACCCGCAGGUGAAGGGCCAGCAGCAGCAGCAGCAGCCGUUCUUCAACGCGGCGGCGGCGGCGGGCAUCCCGCCCAACUACACCUACUUCCCGUUCGUGCCGCAGUACAGCAUCUACACGCCGAUGCCGCCGGCGACGAACGCGGCGCACCAGGCCUCCAGCGGCGGCAGCCAGUACCCCAAGAUGGCCUACAACGCCGCCUCGUUCGCCGGCAGCGCCUACGACACGCUGGCGUCGGCGGCCGGCGCCGACUACAAGGCGGCCCAGUUCGGCAGCUCGGCCGCCCACAAGCUGGCCGGCUCGGGCUCGGCCGGCGCCGCCGACCUCUACGGCAAGAUGCAGCAGCUCGGCGGCAAGUUCGACAACAAGGGCUUCCACGCGGCCACGCCGCCGCCGUUCAGCCUGGCUGCUGGCCAGCCGCAGACGACGCCGCUGGCGGCGCCGGGCGGCUACGCGCCGCACAUGUUCAUCCAGCCGCUGCCGGCGCAGCACCAGCUGGUGCACCCGGCGCACGCCGAGUCGGCCCCGCAGCGCGCCGCCGCCGCCAACAAGCCGGCCGCCAAGAAUAGCUACGGCGGCGGCUACUGGCCGGCCAACUGAGCGCGCCGCCCUCCUCCGUACCUACCGGCGGCGCGUGUCGCCACUUUCCGCUCCCGUGUGCAGCGUGUGCGUGCGAGACUCGAAACGGCAAAACGGACCCGCUCUUCUGUGUUCGAUGUUAAAUAUGUGGUAGUGUGUGCCGCUGCCCGUCUGUACAUAGGCGCUUCACAGUGAGGCACAAAUUGUUUGGAAGAUAAUCAUGUGUUUUGGUACAAAGGCGCGUGGUGGCCGGGCGGCGGUGCCACCGGCCCGGCGGCGCCCGUACCGCGGCGGUUUUAACCUCAGUAAGUCCGCUCGGCCGCCGGCCACGUACCUUUAGACUUGUGAUACGGCCGGCCGGUGGCCCGCGGUGCCGGCCAGGGCAUUGGAGGAACCACGAGUCUGUGUGUGAGCGCGCGCGAGAGAGAGGACACAGGACGGGAGAGCCGGUGUACAUACUGUGUUGCUCGCGCUGACUCUGCGCCGUUUUGGAAAUUAGGUGUCGCGAUAACUUACUACUUUCAUGUUUUGUAAUGCCUUCCUUGAGGUACUUCGCCGUCAAUACAAAACCCAAGAAGUGA